CAUACAUAGUGGAAGUAUCAUGGUUAUUUUCAUCACAAUUGCAAACCUUGUGUUAUCGUCAGAAAUUUCAACAUAAUCGUUUUGCAAAGAUGAUGAAAAUCUAGCCCAUUUGACAAACUGUCAACGUACACAGGGGUAAUGUGAGAUGCACCAAGAAUGGCUACUUAAAUCAUGUGGUGCUUUCUCAUAUUUUUUUGAAACCAUUCCCAGAAAACUUUUAAGAUUUCAACUGCAGAGGGCAUAUCUAAGUACUGUUGAUCCCAGUAAAUUGACUGUCAUGGAGAAAUCUGAUGAAAAACAGAAAGCUUCAACAUUGGAAAGUAGAGAAUGGUCAAAAACGGGCAGUCCCAGUAAUGAAUCUACUGACAUAAAAAAUUUAUCAGAUACUCAGCAUGCUGUCAAGAGAACUUUGGAAGGUGACGAAAGGGCUUGUAAAGUUCCAAAAUUAGGAACAGAUGAGCAUCAUCCCUCCCCAUCAAAUAUUUUAAGAAAAAGGAAGGUGGCUCUACUCCUGGCAUAUAGUGGAUCUGGCUACAUGGGGAUGCAAAUCCAGAAAGAUGUAACCACUAUUGAAACAGACUUGGUAUCAGCACUGUAUAAGGCUGGAGUCAUUCCAGAGGAACAUGCAGAAGAAAUGCAGAAGAUGAAAUUCCAACGAGCUGCCAGAACAGACAAAGGAGUGUCUGCAGCUAUGCAGUUGUGCUCUUUGAAGAUGCUGCUUCCUGAAAACUGCAUUGAGAAAAUUAAUGAACGUCUUCCAGCGCAGAUAAAGGUGUUUUCAAUAAAGAGAGUCACUCAGGGUUUCAACAGUAAGAAUAAUUGUGACAACAGAACAUACUCAUACUUGAUGCCAACUUAUGCAUUUACACCGGUAGAACAGAAUGUGACAGAAGAUUUCAAAAUCUCAGAUGACAGUUUAAAACUAGCAAGAGAAGUUUUAUCCAUGUUUAAAGGAACUCAUAACUUCCACAACUUUACAGCAGGAAAAAAGGCAACAGAUCCCAGUGCCAAGAGGUACAUUAUAGAUAUACAGUGUGGAGAACCUUUUGUCCAAGAGGGAUUAGAAUUCAUCACUGUGACUGUCCGUGGUCAAAGCUUCAUGUUGCAUCAAAUAAGAAAAAUGAUAGGAUUGACAAUAGCUGUGGUGAGAGGGCUUGCUGCAAAAGAAUCUGUACAACAGGCAUUUGAACAUCCAAAGAUGGACAUUCCUAAAGCCCCAGGAUUAGGAUUACUGUUGGAAAAGCUUCAUUACGAUGCCUACAAUAAAAGAUAUGGCAAAGAUGGGCUCCAUGAAACACUAGACUGGGAAGAUAUCAGGAUGGACUUGGAUAAAUUCAAAGCUGAGCAAAUAUAUCCAACCAUCAUUCAAACAGAGCUGAAGGAAAAAUCCAUGUUACAGUGGCUACAAACUCUUCACUUGCAUACCUUCAUGCAAUCAGAAGAAGAAUAUGGGGUUGAAACACCAAAACUUAGGGAUGUUUGGACAAAAGUAAAAGAAUUUUCAAAGGAAAAACAGGUAGGAGGCAUCAAAAAACGAAGAAAAAUAAGUCCAAGAUUCAAUUAGUGUGACAAUCUGAAAUUUCUUUCUAAAAGCGGAUCUCUUGGUGGGCAGCUGUUUGGAGCCUUCAGAUAUGUAUAAGGGCACUUUUGAUGUUCACCUAUUGUUGGUGGUAGCGGUGGGGAGAUACAUUAUCAUAUGAUGGAAAUUCAGAUUUACUAUGCAUCCUUUUCCAGAAAUUUCACAAAGUUUGAACCAGGAGAAAUUCCUAUACAAAAUGGAUAGAAAUGGCAUAAGGCUAUUUUGUGCUGUGCCCGAGAACACGCAUCAAUUUUUUACUGGCAAUGCGUGCAGUGGUCCAUACAUUGUCCAUGGAGAGAAAUGACAUUGUCAACCAGGACAAACUGAAACCAUCAUAUUAAGUUAUAUCUAUUAAACUUUAUAUUAAUGAGAUGGACAUCACCCUUGAAAUUGCCAUACUAUCUAUAAAUGGAUUGCUAUUUUAAGGACAUUGGAAAAGGAUUAUUCAGUGCGCCUCCCUCUGUAAAGGACGACCUGGUCUCCAGAUGAAAAUGGAAGAAUUUUAAUUUUUAAAAUCAACUUGAAUUAAAAUAAAGGUCAAAUUAAUAAGUUAAAACAUGGUCAGAAUUUUACAGUCCAGUUUAAUGUGGUUAGUUUUCAUAUAAACAAUAGUGUUCAGCUGUGUAACUUUUAGAGCAUAUAGUAUGUGGGCCAAUAAAAAAUUUAUUCAGCUAAA
Molecule: messenger RNA, 2255 nt
Organism: Lingula anatina
Lineage: Eukaryota; Metazoa; Brachiopoda; Lingulata; Lingulida; Lingulidae
Product: pseudouridylate synthase 1 homolog
Biological process (GO): mRNA pseudouridine synthesis; tRNA pseudouridine synthesis
Cellular component (GO): nucleus
Molecular function (GO): RNA binding; pseudouridine synthase activity
Source: RefSeq, a predicted model, not a curated record